AUAGAAAGCGAUGCCGUCGCCACGAGCUGUCCAAGGCCCCGGGUGUAGAGGGGGCGGGUACGGCAGCCGACAGGUGUAGCGGCGCGUGCAGGAGAUGCGUCGGCGAGGGGCUUCGAGUUCUCUGGGCUUCGUCGACUCCGUGUGCGAAGAGUUGUUUGCUCUGCGGGCUCCCGAGAAUCAUGAGAGGUCGGAACAAGCUGCUGGUCGAUGCGUGCUGCCUAGCCAUAAGCGGCAGCCUCUCCGAUGGUUGCGUGCACCGACGGUUUCCGCGAGGAUUCCGCCAGGUUGCAGACAAGGGCCGCGGAAGGUACCGAGCGAAACGGGGCGGCCGAGGUGCCGAGAUCGCCCCCUUUUCCUUCGAGGCAAGCCUAGGUCGUCUUUCGAAGAAUAGGGUUGGAUUCCCCUCCACUUCAUCGAGUGUCACAAAGCCGCUUUUCCCUCUCGCUCGCUACGCCAGGAGACCGAUCCUCCAGCCACAACAUAACCGUGAGAUUGCAUGUCGAAGCGGUGCGCGCGCUAGACUGGCAUGCCCCGGAUCACCAAUCAACAGCACAGAUACCUGGAAGAAACACCAAGGCGCGAGAAGACCGUCGAGGCAUUUGAGGACGGGUGUAUGAGAGGGAGAUUGUGCGGCCCCUGUCGAUGCCUCCCACGAACAGCGCUUUGCCCGAGGACCAGGAGCUCCAGCAAUACGUCAGAUUUCCGAACCUUCAGAGGACCACACCGCUCCUGGAU
Molecule: messenger RNA, 735 nt
Organism: Trematosphaeria pertusa
Lineage: Eukaryota; Fungi; Ascomycota; Dothideomycetes; Pleosporales; Trematosphaeriaceae
Exons: 1
Coding region: 180-617 (145 amino acids)
Source: RefSeq, a predicted model, not a curated record